AUGACAUCAUUUUGUAACAAAAGAAGCUUUCAAGGUCGAAAUUUGUCAAAAAGUAGGGUUUUUCUCAUUUUUUCUGUAAAAUUUCAAGUAUGUUUUGUUUUCUACUUCUAUUUUUUCGAUAAAAUCUGGCAAAUUCGAUUAUUUUUGGGGGGAAAACAAAAAAGUUUUGAGAAUUUUUGCACUUCUUUAUUUAAUGUCCUUGAACGAGUUAUAUUUUUUUUUGUUGGAAAAAAACUUGAAAAAAUUGUAUUUUCAAAAUAAUUUUUGGAUUAAAAAGAGGUCAAGUGAAAGUUACAACUUUUUUUUUUUGGCGAAAAAAUGUUGUUUUGCGCCCAUUUUUCAAAGAAGAUUAAUGUUUUGCCACUUUUUUCUAAUAAUAAAAUGAAAAAUCACACUUCCCUUCCCCUAUAAAAACACAAUUUCCCCAAAAUUUCGCAGAAGCCUCCUUAGCUCAGUUGGUAGAGCGUGAGACUUUUAAUCUUAAGGUCAGGGGUUCGAGUCCCCUAGGUGGCUUGACUUUUUUGUUUUUUUUUUGUAGACAAUCAGGUUUUUUGUUGUUAUUUUGUAGUAAUCAAUAAUGAUACCAAUUUAAUAGUAGGCAGGCAGGCAAGAAUUUUUCGUUUUUUCUUUAAAAAAGGUGGAAAAAGUGUGAUUAACCAGUUUUUUGUGUUAUAAUCAUUAUAGUUAUUGAUGAGAGAAGGAAUUGCGGUGUUUUUUUUUUGGUUUUUCUAUUCGCGCGAGAACGAGACUACGCUUUUACACCGUUUUUUCGUGCGAAAAUUCAAAUUUUUCUAUGAAAAUUUUCAAAAAUCAUGGUUUCCCUCGUUUUUCCAACGUUGCUCCGCUUUUACGUUGCAUUUCAUUCCAAAUUUUUGCAGAUUUUCUCUUGCCGGCUCGCAAACAAUCAUAUCUUUUCGGCGAUUCGCCAUUCCAAAUGCCGGCUUGUGAGUUUCAAACGUUGCUCCACGUUUACACCGUCAAAAAUCCCAAUCCAAUUUUUGCAGUAAAUGGCAACGGGAUUUCCUCUUCACAUAAUGCCGAAAAAUCGUCGCUGAAACGUGGAUUUUCCGAAAUGUCGUGUUGGCAGAUUGCCACGUCAGCGUUAUUGAUUGGUUUUGGAGCGCUUUUGCUGUUUGGCGGUUUGGUGAAUCACACCAUUUUGGUGCCCUAUUUUGUGAAAUUGGGAAUUAUGCAGGUACUUAGCCAACGCCACGUGGCUAUUUUGGCGCCUAAAAAUAAAAAUUUGAAUUUUUUUUAGAAAAAACUUAAAAUAAAUCACGUGACCUAGUUUUUUUUCGAAAAAAUAACAUUUUUUCCGGAAAAAAAUACGUGAAACCCCUUAUUUUCGAAUUUUUGACUUAUCACAACUACCUGUACGUAUCCUAACCAUGCUAUGACGUGGAAUAAAUCGCAAGCUUCCGCGUCAGCGGCCACGUGGAUUACUAUGAUAUGGUAAACGUCAUAGCAAUCCGCGUGGCCGCUGAAGCGGAAGCUUGCGGUUUACGAUGCUCCAUACUUCCACCGCUUGACUGCCUGAACCUCAAAAUUUCAGCCAAAUUUGAAUUUUGGCUGAAAUUUUCGGGUUCUCGCGCAGGGGAACCUAUCGUCAAUUUUUUUCGAGCGAAGCGAGUGUAAACCGGAAGCUUCCGCGUCAGCGGCACUGUCUUCCGCUUUAGCGGCCACACGGAUUGCUAUGACGUGGGAUAAAUAGCUUUAGCAAUCAUAUCCCACGUCAUAGCAAUCCACGUGGCCGCUAAAGCGGAAGACAGUGCCGCUGACGCGGAAGCUUCCGGUUUACACUCGCUUCGCUCGACCCGAGCGCUGUGCGCGAGUGUAGACCGCAAGCCUCCGCGUAAGCGGCACUAUCUUCCGCUUUAGCGGCCACGUGGAUGGCUAUGACGUGGUCAUAUCCCACGUGGGAUAAAUAGCUUUAGCAACCACGUCAUAGUAAUCCACGUGGCCGCUAAAGCGGAAGACAGUGCCGCUGACGCGGAAGCUUCCGGUCUACACUCGCGCACAGCGCUCGGGUCGAGCGAAGCGAGUGUAGACCGCCAGAUUCCGCGUAAGCGGCACUGCAUACCUCGGCCAACCCGUGGUGGAGCAGGGUACAAUUUUCAAAAAAAAAUUUUGAAAAUUUUUAGAGUACAGAAAAAAUUUCCAUGGAACUUGAAUCAGAUCGAAAUUUUUCAGUUUUAUAGGAACUCUGUCAUAUCUGGAUCACUAACUUUCUAAAUACAACGUUUCACUUCAAAAUUCAAUGCUUGAACUAUUUUUAAAUCGAAAAAUACUGAUUUUUCGUUUUUCAAAAAAAUUGAUUUUUUCAAAACUCAAAUUUUUGAAAAAUUACAUACUCUGGUUGAAAUUUUUUGUUGAUUCUAGCGACUAGACCGCAAAAAAACGCUACCUAAGUCGAAAAAUCCAUUAAAAAUUUUUCGGGACAACUCAGGACUCAACUCGUGGGCCAAAAAACACAUUUUUGAUCAUAACUCAAUUCAGGCUGAAUGAAAUGUAAUCAAACAUAUAACCAUAAUGUAGAGCGCGAAAAAUUAAUAUAAGUCUCUAUUUUGACUUUUUUCGAAAAUUGAACCCGAACUCGAAAAAACGCUACUUUUCAGAUUCGUGGUUCAGCCAAUGCAAAAAUGUAUAGGAACCACGAUUCCAGUUUGCGGUCUAAUCGAAAACAUUUUCCCAACAUUUUAUGCUUGUUCUAGCGUUCUCAGACCCUUAAGUUUCUACAUAUAGAGUUUCAGAUUAAAAUUUCAAGUUUCAGCCAGUUUUUUUCUAGCUUUAAAUUAUUUUGCGAAAUUCUCAUUGAUUUUAUUGAAAGGGAUAGAAAACAGCGAUCUUGAAUAUGAAAAUUGAGAAGGGGGAAGAAAUCGCCUCCAUGGUGUAGUGGUAAGGCGUUGAGCUGGCUUGUGGUGUGGUGUGGGUUCGAAUCCCGCUGCCACCCAAACUUUUUUUUCGAAAAUUUGAAUUGCGUUUUUUUGUAAACAGUUCUUUAUUUGAAAAAAAACUAACAGCCAAAUUUUUUUAGAUAUAAUUAUUACACCAUGGAGAAUUAAAUCAUAUUUCCCUGUUCUUUGCUCAAUCUUCUUUUUCAUUACACUGUCUUCCGUCGAUUUCUUUUUGACAUUUGAAUGGUCAAACUUCAUCUGAAAAGAAAACAACUAUCAAAACUGAUCAGUCUGAUCUAUUUUUCAAAUAACAUUGUUUCUGAAAACUAAUUUCACAUAAUUAGAAAACGGGUCGAUUUUUGCAUUUUGGCAUUUCACGAUGUUCAGUUUCAUUUUUGUUUUUAACUUAACAAUUGUUGGUUGAACCUGCAUUUUUUUUACGAAAUCUAACUAAAGCACGAAUUUUCAAGCUUGUGUUUAGCAGACAAAUCAGAUAUAACCCCGAAUAUAUCCAUUUAAACAUUAAAUCUAUUAGAAGAAAAAAAUUUCGAAUUCAGGGUAGAGUACAAUUUUUACAAAUUUCACUCCAAAAAUCUAGAGUACAAUUUUAUUAUUUUGAAACCACGAUGUUGGCCGAGGUAUGCGGCACUGUCUUCCGCUUUAGCUGCCACAUGGACUUCUAUGAUCCCUUGCCACGUCAUAGUAAUCCACGUGGCCGCUAAAGCGGAAGGCAGUGCCGCUGACGCGGAAGCUUGCGGUCUACACUCGCUUCGCUCGACCCGAGCGCUGUGCGCGAGUGUAAACCGGAAGCUUCCGCGUCAGCGGCACUAUCUUCCGCUUCAGCGGCCACGUGGAAUACUAUGACGUUGGUCCCACGUCAUAGUAAUCCACGUGGCCGCUAGAGCGGAAGACAUUGCCGCUAACGCGGAAGCUAACCACACGGAAUGUUUCCAGAACUCUCAACUCGUGCCCGAUUCAAUUCUCUGGUCAAAAUGGACCAAACCCGAAUACAAGAUCAGAUUCAAUCUCAACGUAUUCUCCGUCAAAAAUCCCGAUCAAUUUAUGCGCGGCGAAAAACCGCACGUCAUCGAAACCGGCCCUUAUGUUUUCAACAAAAAAAUGGAGAAUCGAGUGAUUUCUGCUGGAAAUGGAACCGUCAAAUAUCAUCGUAUCAACACGUUUCAUUUCAACGAAAAAGAGUCGUGUCAAACGUGUAUUUUGGGCAAUCGAAUAUGGGUUCCGAAUAUGAUUUAUCAGAAGUUUGUCGAAGCUGCGUCGACGGAGGGAAUGAAGGCGGCGGCGACGACGCUUUUGUCGCAAACCGCGUUUUUGGGUGAGCAUUUUGACACCAAAUAUGACUAGAAUUAAUUUUGGCGCGAAAAAUUUGAAUUCAAAGUUUCUCCCGCCAAAAAAAGCCACGUGGCGUGCUUCGCAAGCCCUGUUCAGACAGUUUUUGGCGGGAAAAAUUUUUAAUUUUGAAAUUUUCAAUUUGGCGCCAAAAUUUGCAUCAUUUUGAGAUCAAAUAAGGCUAGAAUUGAUUUUCGCGCGAAAAAAUUUGAAUUCAAAUUUUUCCCCGCCGAAAAACAGCCACGUGGCGUGCUUCGCAAGCCCUGUUUAAACAGUUUUUGGCGGGAAAAAUUUGAAUUUAAUUUUUUCGCGCCAGUGUAAACGCGGAGCAUCGUUUAAACGUGAUUUUCCAUCAUUUUUCCUCGUGUAAACGCGGAAUAUCGUAGUUUAAACGAUACUCCAUGUUUACGGGGUCAAAUUUCACGAUUUUCCCCACUAAAACCCUAGAAUUUUCCUUGCAGAAGUCGAAGUUGACGAACUUCUCUUCGAAGGCUACAAAGAUCCAUUUCUCGACAAAGUCUGCGAAAUUCCAUUCAUGAAUUUUGUCUGCGAAGCAAUUUUGGAUAUUCCCGACAGAAUUGGCCUGUUUUAUGAGGCAAAUAAUACGAAUUCGAAAAUUUUCGAAAUCGAUGAUGGAACCAAAAAUGCAAAUGAUUUGGGCAAGAUUUUGAAAUAUGAUGAUGAAGAGGAAUUGGAUGAGAGUUGGUGAGGGUUUUUUGUUACUUUUAAAUAUUGCGAAAAUCGCUUCUGAACCUAAAAAAUCCAAUUUUUCAUUAAAAAUCGCUUCUGGGCCUAAAAAAUCCAAUUUUUCAUGAAAACUUUGGUCUUAGCACGAUUAUUGAGCUUAUGCACCUUUAAAAAUCGCUUCAGGACUCAAAAAAUCAAAUUUUUUAUUAAAAUUUUGGUCCUUACACGAUUUUUGAGCCUCUGCACCUUUAAAAGCUUGAAAAUUCGUGUCAGGACCCGAAAUAUUAAAUUUUACAUGAAAAAUUGGGUUCUGACACGAUUUUUCAUCUAAAAAUCGCUUCUGGACCUAAAAAAUCCAAUUUUUCAUGAAAAUUCGGUCUUGACACGAUUUUUCAUCUCAUGUACCUUUUAAAACUCUAAAAAUCGCUUCAGGACCUAAAAAAUCCAAUUUUUCACUAAAAAUUGGGUCCUGACACGAUUUUUGAGCCUCUGCACCUUUAAAAGCUCAAAAAAUCGCUUCAGGACUCAAAAAAUCAAAUUUUUUAUUAAAAUUUUGGUCCUUACACGAUUUUUGAGCCUCUGCACCUUUAAAAGCUUGAAAAUUCGUGUCAGGACCCGAAAUAUUAAAUUUUACAUGAAAAAUUGGGUUCUGACACGAUUUUUCAUCUAAAAAUCGCUUCUGGACCUAAAAAAUCCAAUUUUUCAUGAAAAUUCGGUCUUGACACGAUUUUUCAUCUCAUGUACCUUUAAAAACUAUAAAAAUCGCUUCUGGACCUGAAAAAUCUAAUUUUUCAUUAAAAAUUUGGUCUUGACACGAUUUUUGAUAUCCUGUACCUUUAAAAACUCUAAAAAUCGUGCCAGAACCCAAAAAAUCAUGAUGAAAAUUCAAAAAUUUCGCUCCAAGACCUAAAAACCCCGAAUUUUUCACCCUAAGCUCUCCAAAAUUCCAACCAAAAUCCAAUUUUUCCAGGUGGUCCACUUCCGAAUCACGUCAAAUCCAUGGAACCGACGGUUCCCUUUUCAAACCAUUCAUCUCAAAAUCCGAUAAAUUAUACGUUUUCGUUGUUGAAUUAUGUCGAACAAUUUGGCUGGAAUUUGAAAAAGAAGUCGAAUUUCGAGACCUAAAAGCCUAUCGAUUUAUUUUGCCGAAAGAAGUUUUCGAUUUGCAAUAUCCUGGAAAUCAAGGAUUUUGUAAUCCCACGGAAAAAGAAAUAUUUCCAAUUGAAAAUGUCAAAAAUAACACUGAAAAUUGCCUACCGCACGGUCUUUUGGACAUUUCGAAAUGUCAACGCGGUCAACCGCCCAUCGCCAUUUCCCUACCCAAUUUUUUGUAUGCCCCGAAGUUUGUGGCUGAUAGUAUUGUUGGAUUGAAGGAGAGUAAUGUGGAGAGUGAUAGUAUUAUUGUGGAUAUUGAACCGGUAGGGCCAAUUUUCGCGCCAAAAUUUGAAUUUCGCGCGAAAAAAAUUGAAAUUGACGCAAAAAUGCAGAUUUUCAGGGUUUUCUGCAUUUUCGCGUCAUUUUCAGUGUCAAAACAUUGAAAUUGACGCAAAAAAUGCAGAUUUUCAGGGUUUUUCUGCAUUUUCGCGUCAUUUUCAGUGUCAAAACAUUGAAAUUGACGAAAAAAUGCAGAUUUUCAGGGUUUUCUGCAUUUUUGCGUCAUUUUCAGUGUCAAAACAUUGAAAUUGACGAAAAAAUGCAGAUUUUCAGGGUUUUCUGCAUUUUCGCGUCAUUUUCAGUGUCAAAACAUUGAAAUUGACGAAAAAAUGCAGAUUUUCAGGGUUUUUCAAACCUAAGCCCCGCCCCUUUUUCUGAUAAGAAAACUGUGCCAGACUUGCAAAAUUAGGCUCCGCCCCUUUUUCUGAUGAGAAAACUGUGCCAGACUUGCAAACCUAAGCUCCGCCCCUUUUAACUGUGCCAGGAUUGCAGAAUCCAAGCUCCGCCCCUUUUACCUUGUAAAAAACUGUGCCAGGAUUGCAGAAUCCAAGCUCCGCCCCUUUUACCUUGUAAAAAACUGUGCCAGGAUUGCAGAAUCCAAGCUCCGCCCCUUUUACCUUGUAAAAAACUGUGCCAGGAUUGCAAAAUUAGGCCCCGCCCCCUUCCCGCCCCCAAAAAUUCAAAUUUCAGCGAAUUGGCGCCGUCCUAUUUGCACGGCGUGUCUCUCAAGUCAACGUGGAGAUGUGGAAGGGAAAAAAUUUGAGUUUUCCGUGAGUUUUGACACGAUUACUGUAUGUACCUUUAAAACCCCCCCUGUAAUUUUCCAGGGUGAAUUUGAAGAAAAUGAACUCGGCUCUGAUUCCGGUGCUCAAAGUGGCCGAAACGUCGGAAAUCGAUGAUGAGAGUUUGCAAACGAUCAAAUCGGACCUGUAUGAUAUGGAAUGGUGGGUUUUUUUGGGUUUUGGGGUGGAAAAAUCGCGUCGGGACCUGGAAAAUCGGAAAAUUUGCGAAAAAUUGAGCCCGGGACGAGUUUUGGGACGUUUUUUAUCGAAAAUUGGGUCCUGACACGAUUUUUCAUCUAUAAAUCGCUUCUGGACCUAAAAAUUCCAAUUUUUCAUCAAAAAUUAGGUCCCGACACGAUUUUUCAUCUAAAAAUCCCGAAAAUUUCAAUUUUUCAUGGAAAAUUCGGUCCUGACACGAUUUUUCAUCUCCUGUACCUUUAAAAACUCUAAAAAUCGUGCCAGGACCCGAAAAAUCCAAUUUUUCACUAAAAAUUUGGUCCUGACACGAUUUUUCAUCUAAAAAUCGCUUCUGGACUUUAAAAAAUAGGAUUUUUCAUCAAAAAUUAGGUCCUGACACGAUUUUUCAUCUCCUGUGCCUUUAAAAACUCCAAAAAUCGCUUCUGAACCUAAAAAAUCCAAUUUUUCAUCAAAAAUUGGGUCCUGACACGAUUUUUCAUCUCCUGUACCUUUAAAAACUUUAAAAAUCGCUUCUGGACCUAAAAAAUCCAAUUUUUCAUCAAAAAUUGGGUCCUGACACGAUUUUUCAUCUAAAAAUCGCUUCUGGACCUAAAAAAUCCAAUUUUUCAUCUAAAAAUCGCUUCUUGACCUGAAAAAUCCAAUUUUUCAUCAAAAUUUUGGUCUUGACACGAUUUUUCAUCUCCUGCGCCUUUAAAACCCCCGAAAAUUCCCAAAAUUCCUUACAGGUACGCAUAUUUGGCGAUGAAAAUCCUAAUGAUCCUCGGAGCCAUCACAUUGGCUCUCGGCCUCAUUUCCCUCGCAUUUUUCGUAAGUUUUUUUUUCGCGCCAAAACCAUUUUCGCCACGUGGCAUUUUUUUUUUUGCAGCUCGGCCUAUUUGAUGGUCUACUCGGCCGCCGGCGGCCUAAAACCACCGACUCCCGGCCACCCUACAUUCCCAAAGGCGAACCGUUCAACUAG
This is a messenger RNA of Caenorhabditis angaria, 8300 nucleotides long. The record is from the annotation of a GenBank genome assembly. NCBI's taxonomy places the organism in Eukaryota, Metazoa, Nematoda, Chromadorea, Rhabditida, Rhabditidae.